Molecule: messenger RNA, 5478 nt
Organism: Clupea harengus (Atlantic herring)
Lineage: Eukaryota; Metazoa; Chordata; Actinopteri; Clupeiformes; Clupeidae
Gene: eya3
Product: EYA transcriptional coactivator and phosphatase 3
Biological process (GO): positive regulation of DNA repair; multicellular organism development; cell differentiation
Cellular component (GO): nucleus
Molecular function (GO): protein tyrosine phosphatase activity
Source: RefSeq, a predicted model, not a curated record
UGAUAUUUAAGUCCAUACAAUAUAUAAUACCUGAGGUCUGAAGUCCACAUUUCAAAAACAUUCAAGGCACAGAGAUAUUAUUCACACCAAUAUUCCAAUUAACUGCCCCAAAGUAAAAUCAGACCCAGAUUCUAAUGUAUUUUGUAAAUUAUUAUAAAGUAAACACUUUUUAAUUGUAAUGUAGCUAAUCAAUUGUUCCCCAAUAAAUUACUGGAGGAAUAUCUUGAAUGCAUGUGUGUUAUUUAUGGAUCCAGAGGGCUGAGAGUGAGCUGACAGGAGUACACCUUUCCUGUGUAAUUUGCUGUAAGCCUCAUGGCCUGUUUCAAUAGCCAGCCUGUCAGCCAACAAGUAUUGUCUGUUUCAGGACAUUUCAGGAUUCCUUGCUUUGAAAAUGUUCUAUGCUGGUGAUGCUCAUGUUUAGUUCCAGUACAGAUAUUUUUGUUCCAGGUGAGUUUGUACGCAUGCGCAGUAUUAACAGACCAAACUUCCUGCCAGAUAGUGCUCCUAACAACACAGGAGCUGUGCGAAUUAUAAAGAAGCCAGAGCACGUUGAUACAGAAAUAUUACACUUUACCAACAUGCGCCCUCUGAAAGACAGACAGUGAGCGUGCCAAGAGUGUAUCCCGACAGGCAGAAGGACCUGGCUCUUCUUCCCUCUCCUCCUACAGAUAUGGAUGAGUCGCAGGACCUGGCCGAGCUUCCGAAAAAGAAAGCUCGUCAUGAACCAGACAUUAGCCAGGAGGGACAACAGGGUGUAACUAACAAAGACACGGACUCCGCAGAAAGAAAUGAUUCUGUUGCUCUAGGGUCAGAGGUCAGCUCUUACCCUCCUUCCUCGGUGCCUCAUCUCGACGCAGUUUCUGGGAGUAGUGAACAGUCAAGUCAAGAGACAGGAACUGGAAACCAAACAUGUGAUACUGACAACUCCUAUACCAACAAUGCUGUAACCUGCAAAGACCUUACUACAACUACAGGCACUGAAUAUACCUCACAGAUCUACCAAGGAAGCAACCCUGCAGUCACAGCCUACGCUAGCCAAGGGGCCUUCUCCCUCCCGCAGUCCUCCGUGUACAACACCUUCCCCCAGGGUGGACAGACCUACGGCCUUCCGCCUUUUGGUGCCAUGUGGCCUGGCAUUAAAACAGAGACAGGGUUGCCUGAGGCGCCCUCUGUUGGCCAACCUGGGUUUCUCAGCUUCAGCACCGCAUAUACCUCCACCCAGCUCGGCCAAGCGCACUACUCCUACCCCAGCCAAGGAUCCUGUUUCACUACAUCCAGUGUGUAUACUAACAUCCCCUCUGCUAAUGUCACCGUGACAACCGCAGCCACAGCGCCAGGCAACACCCAGGAAUUCACCUCCUACAACUCCUUGAACCAGAACCAGUUUGCCCAGUACUACGUCCCUCCAUCCAGCUACCUGCCUGCCGGGCUGCCCAGCACUGACGGAGACGCUUCGGGUGUGGUGGCAGCCGCCUAUCCAGGUGUGAAGUGUGAAGAAGCCGUGCCUGCUGGCCUUCCCAGUACCACAGAUUCGUCCCCAGGUGUGGCUCUCCCCACUGGUGCUCGGGAGCAGGACGACUCGUCACGCAGGAACCCCCCUGGCAAAUCUAAAGGAAAGGCCAAGAAGGCUGACAACUCCCAGUCCAUAGACAACGACUUAGAGCGCAUCUUCAUAUGGGAUCUGGACGAGACCAUCAUCAUCUUUCACUCUCUGCUCACCGGCACCUUUGCACAGAAGUUUGGCAAGGACCCAGCCACUGUUCUUAAUCUGGGCCUUCAGAUGGAGGAGCUGAUCUUUGAGCUGGCAGACACCCACCUGUUCUUCAACGACCUCGAGGAGUGCGACCAGGUGCACGUUGAGGACGUGGCCUCUGACGACAAUGGCCAAGAUCUGAGCAACUACAACUUUGCUACUGACGGCUUCACGGGCCCCAGUGGGGGGGGGGGUCCCCCCUCUGCCGCCGUCCAGGGAGGAGUGGAGUGGAUGCGCAAGCUGGCCUUCCGCUACCGCCGCCUCAAAGAAAUCUACAACGCAUAUAAAGGCAACGCAGGAGGUUUGCUGAGCCCCAUGAAGAGGGAUCUGCUCCUGAGGCUGCGGGCGGAGAUCGAGACUGUGACGGACUCCUGGCUCAGCAUCGCACUCAAGUCCCUGCUACUCAUCCAGUCAAGGGGCAGGUGUAUGAACGUUCUGGUCACCACCACCCAGCUUGUGCCUGCACUGGCUAAGGUGCUACUCUACGGCCUGGGAGAAGUGUUUCCUAUUGAGAAUAUCUACAGUGCUACAAAAAUAGGGAAGGAGAGCUGCUUUGAGCGCAUAGUCUCCCGCUUUGGGAAGAAAGUGACGUACGUGGUUAUUGGGGAUGGCCGCGAUGAGGAAUUUGCGGCAAAACAGCACAAUAUGCCCUUCUGGCGCGUCUCUGCGCAUGGAGAUCUGGUGUCCCUACACCAGGCUCUGGAGCUGGACUUCCUGUAGGAGACAGAGGGAAGGAAACAGACAUGGGCCACAGAGACAGACACAGCAGCAUAGCAUUGGGAGAUGGUGGGGAGGUGUUCAUCUAUACUAUUCCCAGUCUCGCUCUCUCUCACACUCACACACACACACACACACACAUACAUACACUAUAUAUAUAUAUGCUAUAUAUAUACAAAUAGAUCAUGACAGCUGCCACUAUGGAUUUGAAUGGGCGUUGGUGUGCUUGGUAAUGCCAUUGAGAACCAAACUGGAGCACUGGAUGACUGGAUCAACUGCCAUUGGACACCUCCUGCUCCUCUUUCUCCCUCUAUGGCAGCUAUCCUCCUCCUCCUCCUCCUCCACUGGAAGGAGCUGCCUUCUAGGAUUCCCCAGUCAAGGCAGCACAAGGUGAAAAGAACAGGACAUCUUCUGUUUCAUUUUCAUCUUUUCUUUUCCACUCCUGAUCAUACCCAAUGGAGUCUCCCCACCACACACACACACACACACACACACACACACACACACACACACACACACCACGGGCCGUCAGGGGUUGUCGCUCCAGCUGUCAUGUUUUCACCAAAGGAAUGACCAAAGGUCUGCACUGUCAUGAACUGGGAUGAUUUUGCUUUUUUUUCAUGUAGUAAUCAUUUUUUUGUUUUGUUUUCUGUAGUCUGUAGUUGCAAUCCCUCAUGUAAGGAAUCUAGAAGUUCUGGCAAUCUUUUUAUUUCAUAAUUCAUUCCAGGGCUUAAAAAAACGAAAGUGAAUUAUCAUUCAACAUGUAACUUACUGAAGGUGUGUAAGAAGUUGUUUUGAAAUGGUCACUGCCUCUACAGUUUUUGUGUUCUUGGAACAAACAGGGUUCCCUUUUUUUAGCUAAAUCCACUCCCUCCACUUCACUGAAGCCGUUUGGGUGUGUUGCUGGCCUAGCAUCAUCUUUCUGUCCGAUAAGAGUCCCACUUAAGAGUAGUAGCAGGAAGCAGGUCUACAAAUAAAGACAGCCAAGCCCUUUUCAAAGAAUGGCAAAAGGAUUUCACUUUCUGCGUGUGCAGCAGGUCUUUAGAGGUGAAAAGGUAACAGACUUCUCUUUCCCUUGUUCACCUUGACUGAAUCUCGCUCGUUGCCUCAUUGCCUGGCAGCAGCACACACACACACACACACACACACACACACACACACACACACCAAACCCCAAUGUAGAAGUUGCUUUGUGGAAGUACGUUUAGAAAAGUCAUUGACUGAGAGAAGUCACCUGAAAUGCCUUGACCUGUCGCAACCCGGCAACAUACCACGGCAACGUGAAGCAAGUGGAGGGUGUCAGAGAAAGCUCAUCAUGGUGGUGUUUUGUGUCUCAUUAUUACAUGUUUGUGAGAAGGAAAGGGGGGAGAAACGAAUCAGAUAGUGCAAUAUGUUUCUGGUCAGUGGUAGUGUUUGUUUUCUGUUUCAAGUGACAUUAUUCUUCUUAUUUUUAGUUUGAGCUGGAGAUAGUGAUGGAGGGAGAGCUCGUGGGUGUGGAAGCCCUCGUCAGUGAGAGAUUAUGACUGAACAAUUCUGAGCCGGAAGUCAUUAGAGCAUUGUUUUUUUACUCAUGCAGCUUGGUGAUUAAGAAUGUGUACACUCUAUUUGAUUGUUUGUUUUUGUUUGUUUGUUUGUAUGUUUACUGGGUGUGUAUCUGUAUAUAUUUAUAUUGUGCCUUUUUGAACCCAUAUCUACGUAUGACGUGCAUCAUCUUAAAGGGAUUUAUUGAAAACCGUGUUAACCUAUUUUACUUUAGUGUAUGCUUUUGAUUUGAAGUGUUCUUUUCUUUGUUGGUCAUGUAAGCCUUUUAUACCAUUUAUAUUCUAUGUAUGUGUUCAAACCUUUUCUUUUUAGGCUAUAAUAGCUUUUUAUUCAUCCGUGCACAGGAACUAUCAUCUUUUUAAGAGGUUGCUUGUAGCCUACACACACACACACACACACACACACACACACACACACACACACACACACACACACACACACACACACACCAUCCUGCUGAUUGUAAAGCUUGCCCAUCCUACUCUUCUGUUUCUUCUUCAGCGCUGUCCACUCUUUCGGGGUCAGCAUCAUGUCGUAGACAGCGAAAUGCAAUGUCAAUCCUGCAGCAUUGCUUAUUUUUCCCCCUUCAUCUUGUCGGGUGGACACUAAAGGCAUGUGCUGGCUACAAUGAGGUACUGCUGCACGCUUUUAUUGCACAGACAAUCACUAAAGGUACUCAAGGAUGGAUUCAGAUGAUGGAUUCCAUGGUUCUGCUCAAAGUGGCAUUUGACAGAUGCUGUCAUACAUGACGCUCUAGGCUUUCUGUUGUAGCAAGACCCAUUAUUCCAGGUGAGCUGGCCCCUUCACAGAUGCGUAUAGGUCUACAACAUCGUAAAUCUGAAACUGUCUUUAGUUACUAAUCUUUAUGUUGACUUUGACAUUUAUAUACUAUACUAUGUAAAUGUAUGAACUGUUUUAGGAAUAAAACCUUACGAGAGAUUGGUAAAUGCAAUGAAUGACAUUAUCUUGAUGUGUAGGUGUUCAGAACAUUGCAGCGUCUGUUGACCUGUCUACCUAUACGAUACACAACCUGCAACCUCUUACUAAAAAAAGAGAAAAAACACCUUGUCUUUGAGUUGUCUCUGAAGAGACUAAAGCAGCUUGGACUCAUUUUGCAUUAUUGAAAAGUGAUUUGGCAUAGCAGUGGUCAACCUGACCCUUGACCCUGAUUGUGCCUGUUCUUCAUGUGCGUCCUGUUUUGCAUCAUGACUUUGUAUAUGAACAGCAGAGCGUAAUGAAGGCACACUGUUUACUGGGACACAUCUCAACUUGACUCCUAUAUCAUAUGUACAGUGAGACAGAAUUCUUAAAUGGCCUCUUUCAACUGUUUUUUUGUUUGUUUUUUGAUUGUUUGUUUUUCCUUCUCUCUGAUUGGACCGGAAUACUGUUCAAGGGCCAACAAGGUUUUUCCUGUGUACUUCGAUGAUGACGCGCCUGUCAAUGUAAAUUAAAACGGUCGUUCUUGA